Messenger RNA from Pyricularia pennisetigena, 1002 nucleotides. RefSeq lists its product as uncharacterized. The transcript has a single exon. Lineage: Eukaryota; Fungi; Ascomycota; Sordariomycetes; Magnaporthales; Pyriculariaceae. The record is from RefSeq and is a predicted model, not a curated record. The coding region runs from base 1 to 1002 and encodes 333 amino acids.
AUGUCCAGCGAUAGUGGCGAAACCGGCCCUAUAGACAAUGUCGUUACCCUUCCCGAGGCCAUGGUCAUGGCCGGCUUCUUCGCAGUGUCGAUAUGGAACUGCGUUCAGACCUUCAUCUUCAUCUUUGUGACUUUCAGGAACUACAGUGGCUUGUACUUCUGGAGCAUGACGGUAGCCAACGCUGCGAUUCCAUUCCGGCAGAUAUUUGCUCUGGUUCGCCUGUUCGGCAUGGCACCAACCUUGGCCAUAACACCCCUCGUCAGCAUCGGCUUCUGGGCCAUGGUGACAGGCCAGAGCAUGGUGCUCUACUCGAGGCUUUGCCUCGUGGUUGGCGAGCCGGUGAAAUUGCGCUGGGUCCUUGGCCUCAUCACCUUCACUUUCCUCUUCCUCGAGGUGCCAGUCAGCUCGCUGCUCAUUGCCAGUAACGUUCCAGGGCAAGAGCACCUCGCCAAGACCUUCACCAUCUUCGAAAACUGCCAGACCGGACUCAUAUCGGCACAAGAGGCACUCAUCUCGUGGAUAUACGUGCGCGAGGCGAGGCGGGCCUUCAAGCCCAUCCAAGUGAUCAAGGGGGAUCGGGUGAAGAAGACUUUGAAGGGCCUGGUCUGGCUAUUCGUUCUCACGGCGUUGCUGGACUUGAGCCUGAUGGGACUCGCCUACUCGGGACGCCAGUUUGCCAUCAUGACGUCCUACAAGGGCGUCGUAUACAGCGUGAAGCUGCAGGUCGAGGGUGUCGUGCUCAACAGCCUAACCAAGCUGAUGCGGAGGCGAUCGUGUACCUGCGGUAGCACCGCGGCGGAAAACUACACUUCGAGUCCAAUCACUGUUGUGGGCGUGGGGUUGGCAGAGCCAGGUACCGCGACUUGCCACAGUCCCGUCAAGAGGAACAGCGCAGAGGGCAAAGCGAGCGGCGAUGAUUUAGGGACUUCAAUGACAAAAGAAUACCCCGAGAGACAUAGCGCGGAGCUGAGGAGGAUAUUCGGGACGCAAAGAUAUCCUUGA